GUGAGGUGAUGAAAGGGCAUAUUGAAUUCAAAACCACUCUCACUCUUGUCACAACCCGCUCACUUUCUCUCUCUUGUAAUAUAAAAAACCAGCGAAGGCAAGGCAAACACCAAACUAAAAACACUCAGUCAGAAUGAGUAUGCAGCAGCUUCCGUGUGACAGCGAAGGCGCGUGUAUGGUGUGCAAGGGCUUGCCGGGGCAAGAAGAGAGACUGUUAUGCGUCACGUGUGACACCCCUUGGCACGUGCCCUGCCUGUUCGCCCCUCCACCCACUCUGUCCGCCACCGCACGAUGGCUAUGCCCUGAUUGUUCCAUUCUGGACUCUGACGUUCCACCAGUCCCCGCUCCCGCCCGCAACCAACUGGUGGCUGCAAUGCUGGCCGUUGAAAAUGACGCUUCUCUCACCCAACACGACAAGGCCCGAAAACGUCAAGAGCUUUUGACUGGAAAGGCUCCCGCAGACGACGACGACGACGACGAACAAGAGAAUAAAGCAUCCUUAUCGGAUAUUCUCUCCAGAUCUCUCAACUGCUCCAUCUGUAUCCAGUUACCGGAGAGACCCGUCACGAGUCCGUGUGGGCACAGUUUCUGUUUGAAGUGCUUUGAGAAAUGGGUUCGGCAAGGGAAGAGGAAUUGUGCCAAAUGCCGGCAGAUUAUUCCGGCCAAGAUGACAAGCCAGCCCCGUAUCAAUUCUGCACUGGUGUUUGCAAUACGAAUGGCGAGGCAGGCUUCAAACAGUAGUGGUAGUGGCCGAGGAGGAGUGAGGAGUGUUAACCAUUUCCUUCACAAUCAAGAUAGACCUGAUGAGCCAUUCACCACUGAACGCGCACAGAGGAGUGGUCGUGCCAAUGCGGCUAGCGGUAAAAUAUUCGUGACAGUGCCUACGGAUCAUUUUGGUCCAAUCACGGCAGAGAAUGACCCUCUGCGGAAUCAAGGUCUGCUGGUAGGUGAAAGCUGGAGAGACAGACUCGAAUGCAGGCAAUGGGGUGCUCACUUCGUCCCUGUGGGUGGCAUUGCUGGACAAUCAGACCGCGGUGCACAAUCUGUUGUUCUUUCUGGUGGUUAUGUUGAUGACGAGGACCAUGGAGAAUGGUUUCUCUACACCGGAAGCGGCGGUAAGGAUCUUAGCGGCAACAAACGCACAAACAAGAGUCACUCUUUUGACCAGAAGUUUGAGAAAUACAACCGUGCACUUCAAGUUAGCUGUCUCCAGGGUUAUCCCGUUCGAGUUGUCAGAUCUCACAAAGAAAAGCGAUCCUCAUAUGCCCCUGAGACUGGCGUGCGGUACGAUGGAAUUUAUAGAAUUGAAAAGUGCUGGCAGAUAGCAGGGUUGCAGGGUUUCAAAGUUUGCCGGUAUCUAUUCGUCAGGUGUGACAAUGAACCUGCCCCUUGGACAAGUGAUGAUCAUGGAGAUAGGCCCAGACCCUUGCCGGUCAUUCGUGAGCUGAAAAAGGCUACAGUCAUACAUGAAAGGACCGAAUCUCCAUCUUGGGAUUUUGAUGAGGAGGAUUCUCGUUGGAAAUGGAAGAAACCACCGCCUCCCAGCAGACAAAAGGUACAAAAUGUUGAACCCGUAGAGGUAGCAAGGGCAAAGUCAAAUAAAGAAGUAAAGAAAUUCCAACUUAAGUCAAUCAAGGAACAAUUGCAGAGAGGGUUCUCGUGCAUGAUAUGCAAGGAGGUUAUGGUUUCACCAGUGACAACACCGUGUGCUCAUAACUUCUGCAAGUCCUGUUUGGAAGGUGAAUUUGCUGGUCAGGCUUUUGUGAAGGAGAGAAGUAAGGGUGGGAGAACACUUCGGUCCCAAAAAAAUGUGAUGAAAUGUCCUUCUUGUUCUAUUGACAUUUCUGAUUAUCUUCAGAACAUUCAGGUUGACAUAGAUUUGAAGAGUGCAAUUGAGUCAUUGAAAGCCAAGGUCGAAGAAAUUGGAGAAUCGGUGGAGUCAAGUGAAGAUGCAGAUGGAUUACAGGAUGAUGGUGCUGGCAAGGAUGAAGAUACUGACUCCAGAAACAAAAAUUCUGUGCAGGAGUUGAAUGGUCUACCUGAAGGAUCUGAUGUUGGUGAACUUGAAGAUACCACCAAUAAGGAGCCAGAUCCAGCAAUGAAGUGCAAUGGAAAGAGAAAGAAAGGUGAUUAUGGAAAUCAAUCGCCUGAUGAUAAAAUGGAAAAAAGAGGUAAAAAUUACAAAACAACAGAGGAAGAAUUGCAUGAAGAAAAUGAUUCUUCAUCAAGUCCUCUCCAUCCUCAAUGAAAUCUUCAUAGACUGAGGAAUUUUAACAACUAGACCUUCAGCUUGUUGGAUUGCAACAUGAUUCUCUUUAUUUUGCUGAUGGUUCAGUAUUAGUCUUAGAAAUGCUAUAAGGACUAUCAUUGUAUCAAGUUAUACUCUUUUCGUUUUAGUUUACUUUCUUAGUUUGUUAUCACCCUUUUGUGAAUGUUCAUGGUUUUAUGGGAAAUGGAACUAUCAAAGACCUUAAAAAAACCAAAUCAAAUCAAAGACCUUUUUUUUAGUA
Glycine soja is the source of this 2510-nucleotide messenger RNA. Its product is annotated as E3 ubiquitin-protein ligase ORTHRUS 2-like. Gene Ontology annotation, molecular function: metal ion binding; ubiquitin protein ligase activity. Gene Ontology annotation, biological process: protein ubiquitination; negative regulation of gene expression via chromosomal CpG island methylation. NCBI's taxonomy places the organism in Eukaryota, Viridiplantae, Streptophyta, Magnoliopsida, Fabales, Fabaceae. The coding region runs from base 134 to 2248 and encodes 704 amino acids. The transcript has 9 exons. The record is from RefSeq and is a predicted model, not a curated record.